CAACACCUCACACACACACACCCAGCUGCCUAGUGCAUACGUAGCUCUAGCUCGAUCCGAUCGAUGGCCGGGAGGAAGCAGACGACGAUGACGAGCACGGCGGCCAUGGCGCUGCUGGUGGCGGCGCUGCUUGCCAUAGUGGCCAUGGCGCCUGCCGCGGCCACUAGCCCUAGCCCUAGGUACAAGAUGUGCAACGUGGACCUGGUCGGCAUGAAGGGCGCAUGCGAGAAAUACUGCGCGAGAGGCAGCAGGGAGGCUAGGCCGAGCUACGGCUGCUGCAACGCGGUGAGGGGAGCCGACUUCCCGUGCCUCUGCCGCCUGAAGCGCGCGAUCGGGUCCAUGGGCAACAUCGACGCCGGCCGCGCCAUGCAGAUCCCCUCCAUGUGCGCCAUCCCCGGCGCCCCCAGGUCGUGCUAACUAGCUUGCUAGAAGCGCCGAUCAAGCUGGCUUAGCCCCCACGCAUGCGAAGCUAGCUACGAUCACAGCAAUAAGCACAUCCACGCGAUCAAUUAUGAUUUACAGUUUUCCCUUUGGAUUCAUGCGUAUGCUAAUGGAGCUAUAUUGCGUAGAAGGUGUACAAGUAUCCUCUCGUGAAUCUGUCAUGUUUGUUAGCAUGUAGGGGUGUAUUAAGACAGGAUUGAUCAUCUUGUACUAUAAGUCUACCCCUCCUCUUGUACCUCUAUAUAUACCUCCAAAGGGUCAUGGCAAUACAACACACAAUAUUCUA
Molecule: messenger RNA, 727 nt
Organism: Lolium perenne
Lineage: Eukaryota; Viridiplantae; Streptophyta; Magnoliopsida; Poales; Poaceae
Product: putative lipid-transfer protein DIR1
Source: RefSeq, a predicted model, not a curated record